AUGGAUCCUCAAAUCUUAGAAAGAUAUUCAACAAUAAGUACACUCAGAGAUUUGUAUUUAAAAGUUAUAGAAUGCUUAAAUUAUAUCAAUAGAUCUAUAUACGGUUUAUCGAGCAUAGUUGUCUUGUCGUGUGCAAAUGUUGUUCAAAUUAUUGGCAUACUGUACCGUAGUAUACUUUUUCCUGAAGGAAAUGUUAAUGAUGAUUAUUUUGUACUUGUUUUAAUAGAAUUAUCAAUAAAAAUAGUCAAUGUUAUACUAUUAUACGAGAUUGAAAAUAUCACGGGAAAAGAGAUAAAUCAAAUGAGUCUUGUGUUACAUCAACGGUCCGUAAUAGAAAGAAACCCUAGAAUUAAACGCCAGAUCAAAUUGUUUAUACUUCGAAGAUUUCACGAGCACUAUCAUUUUGAGUUGUAUGGAAUAUGUCAGAUUAAUUUAAGACAACUACUUAUUUUAUCAAACAAAGUUUGCGCUUACUUAUUUAUUCAAAUUCUAUUAAAAUUGAAUAAAUAA
This is a messenger RNA of Rhopalosiphum padi (bird cherry-oat aphid), 510 nucleotides long. RefSeq lists its product as uncharacterized. The record is from RefSeq and is a predicted model, not a curated record. Lineage: Eukaryota; Metazoa; Arthropoda; Insecta; Hemiptera; Aphididae. Gene Ontology annotation, cellular component: membrane. Gene Ontology annotation, biological process: sensory perception of taste.